AUGGCCAGUGGAGAGAGAGUGCGACCACCUGCGCCGCCCCACUUACCAUCUGCCCCGCGGGGAGGGCCCCCCGGGGUGGCGGAGCCCUCCCUGCUCCCGGGCGGCUCUGGGGGAACUCGGUGUUUGCCUUCAGCCCUUCGCUACCGGAGAGAUCAGGUUCCUCCCCUCCUCCCCCUCCAGCUCCGGCCGCCGCCGCCGCCGCCGCCUCCUUCUUGCAUGACACAGCAGAACCGCAGCUGCCGCAGCAAGUCCCAACCAUCCGCCCAGGAAGCGCCGCAACCGGGACUCGGGAGGGGCGGAGGGGGAACCAGGCAGGGGCCACCGCCGAGGGGGAUGCUUGCCCCCGCUUUGCACCACACACUCUUUUCCCAGCCCAGGGGCAUGGGAACAAAAUCAGGCUCAAGCCGACCAGGCCAAGCCCGUGAGGAAAGCUGGGGGUUCGGCGUCAGAAGGGAUGGGACCAAAGAGAAGGGUGUGAAGGAGACCCCAGUUGAGGCAGGUCAUUGCAGGGGAAGAAGGGGAAGAAGAGGCCGAGAAGUCGAGGGCCAAACUGUGAAGGAGAAUAAAGGAGGUCAAAGAAAGGUCAUAUCGUCGUACCUCACUUCCUGACACAAACAAGUUUUUACUGUUGUCAGCAACAAAGUCCUAAUAUAGCUGCGGAAGAGAAAAACUGCAUUGCAUUUGGCUCCUGCAAGCAUCAUCAACACAGUUACCGGAGGAAUGUUGAUUCCAGAAAAGCUUUAAAGCUGGUAUGAUGGUAAUUAUGUAUCAAAUGCCUGAUUCUA
Capra hircus (goat) is the source of this 785-nucleotide messenger RNA. RefSeq names its product formin-like protein 5. The transcript has 3 exons. Bases 1 to 609 code for a protein of 202 amino acids. The record is from RefSeq and is a predicted model, not a curated record. NCBI's taxonomy places the organism in Eukaryota, Metazoa, Chordata, Mammalia, Artiodactyla, Bovidae.